Adineta steineri is the source of this 1608-nucleotide messenger RNA. NCBI's taxonomy places the organism in Eukaryota, Metazoa, Rotifera, Eurotatoria, Adinetida, Adinetidae. The record is from the annotation of a GenBank genome assembly.
AUGCUUCUGGCUUAUUUAACGGUUUGCAUGUUACUCAGCGGUGAGCUAACUAUCUUAGUAAGUUCAUUAUCGACAACACUCAUCAUUAAUAUAGAUAAGGGUGUUGCGUUCGAUCAAAUUGGUUACUAUUCCGAACAAUUGGAAGAAGUAGUUUUGCAUAUAUUUAUACCAAUAAAUAAUUAUUGUCUCGACUCUCCAAAUUCUAAUGUUUGUCAACAUAUUGAAAAAUCAAAUUCGGAUUUGGUUGAAAUUGGAACAAUUAUCUCGGUCGAAAAUAUUUUAUUUUCAAGAUAUGAUAAAGGAAAUGUGUCGACUAUUAUAAAUUUAGACAUUGAAAGAAUUUUAUCGCAUCAUCAAGUUGAAAAAUUUAUAGAUAAUACUAAAUCUAUGAUUUAUUACUUUGACAACAAUUUUUAUGUUACAAAAAAUAUGAAUAAAGACACAUUUCAUGAUGGUACUAUAGAUAUUCACCACCAAAAGUUACUACAAUAUACUGCGAAUCCUAUAAAUCUAGUUCUCAAACAAUUAUUUCAAGAUAAAAUCGGAUAUGAUUUUUUGACAAAAGAUCAAAUUCUCGAAAUUUUAUCAUUACCAAUGCUAUCUCUACAGGAACAAUUUGAUUUGAAUCAUUCUCAUGAAAGCUUAACUCAAUUCAAAAAGAUGAUUAUUGGACAAACCGUAUACGCUUUAAAAUCAUGUUCACUUUCCCGUAUUGAUAGACUAUCAAAAGAUUCUUCAUGUUUAGCAGUUUCUACUUUAUUUCGUAAGAUCCCAGUAAAAACAUCAUCUGUUUACAACGUCUAUCGUACGAUACCGUUACCGAUUACAAUCGAUGGACAAAAAUAUGUAUAUUCAUCUUUACCAAACAUUCUUGGUGUCAAUACUAUUGACAAAACAAUUGUUCAAUGGAACGAGAAUAAUUUCGUAUCUGACUGCAUUGUUUCUGAUAUAAUACAAUGUCGAAAAAUUCCAAUAAGUAUACCAUUGUCAUCUGUUGCCUGCGUCUCUGACAUUUUAGAUACUACAGCAGACUCUGAUGCUAGAUGUGAAGUAACUCGUUCAACAUAUACACAACCUAGUAUUAUGAAUAUAAAAAAUGACAUUUGGUUGUUUUAUUCUAAUGACGAAUCCUAUGAAUGUGUCGUGCACUCAGCACUCACCGGUAGUGCAAACACAAUAUCUGUAAGUGAACCAUCGAUACUAAAACUUCCAUGUGAACACACAAUUCAUUGUUCACACAUCGUUUUACCAUCUAUACAAUGUCUCAAAACUACUGUUACAUUAAAAACAAUGAACAAUAAUAAUUCAAAUAUACAUUUUACUACACCAAUAUCAAUUAAAAGAAUUAUGAAACAUCUACUAUCUAUUUCUGAAAUAGCAGCAGAAACAUCUUUCAGAAAAUUAAAAUCUAAGAUGAAAGUAGACCGUUUUUCAUUUAAAGAAAAUAUAGAAGAAUUUUUAAGCUUGAUUAUUUCCAUUAUCUUAUCCAUGGUAUUUGGUAUUCUAAUAUUAAUACUUAAAUACUCCAAAGCUAAAAUACAAAAACAACUUAACAAACUUCAAACAAAUCUGAAUAUAUUGCAUACUGAAUACAUCGAUCAAAUUUGA